GGACAAUAGAAGGCCGCAAAUAAAAUUAGGAGUACCCGCGGUUUGAUAAACCGUAUUCAAAUGUGUACAACAUCGUUAUUAUGAGGUCGUUGUUGAGUUCCUGUUUAGUUGUAUGCGUGCUGGUGAGGUUGCCGGGCGCUCUCACGAAGUGGGUGGAAGGAAGGAUCGAUACGAAAGAAAACUGGGCGUUCCUUUCGCGUUUCUGCUUCCUAUCACUGGACGGGCAGUUCGAAUAUCUGAUCGAAUACAACAAGGACAUGGGUAUACCCAAUCUGCUGCUUUACUACGAUGACCAGAACCAAUGGCCUUCCGUUUACCACAGCACCAAGACCUGCAAAGAGCGAGAGGCGAUUUUAAACAAGGCCGGACAGAAUCAAAUAAUAAAAUUGUCCCAUUGGUACCCGGAUACGGAAUACUCCGGGUGUAUCGUCACUAAAGCCAAUAAAGAGUUGCCAGCGUCCAAAAGCUCCAUAAAACCUACUUCGAUAACGGUGAAUCCAUUUUACAAACAAAAAAACACAACAAACAGCGAACCAAAAGAUCCCUCAUAUUACGAUCAGUUUUUAAAAACGACUACGGCCGCAGCCACCACACCUCUGAACCAACAAUCUACCGUUUCUCAUACGAAUUCUACUACUUGGUACGAAUUGUUGCCAGCCGACAAUUUAAAUUUUACCACGGCAUUCCCUGAAGACGAUCUGUGGGAGAGCAUCGGACCAAACGCGAACGAAAGUGCUUUAGGGAAUCUUCAAGAUGUCGAAAUACUGUUUGACGACCGAUAUAAAAGCACACGCAAAAUCAAAAGGUCAACUAUCGGAAUUUACGAACGCUACCGCCGUAGGCGCUUGCACUCCGAAGCCGGCGGCAGCCUUGCCAGCAACGGUGAUAGAAUGGAGAAGCUGAUCGUGUCCUGCCACAAUUCUCGAAGGUUCCGAUCCGCCAGAGAGAGAUGGUGGUUCAUAGCGAUUAGUAACUGUGAUUCUUCAAAGGGCUUGGACGUGAGUUACAAGUUUCUGAUGACGAACGGAGCGUCCGGUGAUUUUUGGCACGAACAUUUCUCUGCCGAUGAAUUUUAUGUCUUACCGGUACUGUUAGCGUACGCGAUUUCCUACGUCCUGGUCGUGAUAGCGGCGGUUAUGUGUAGCGUGGAACUUAAAACCCGACAUCUCCUGCACUCAACGUACAAGCUAUUCUUGUUUUCGAUCGUGGUUCAGCACUGCGGCAUAAUGAUGCAGUGCUUAGCUUAUAUACGGUACGCUGGGAACGGCGUUGGCAGUCCUUCCACCGUGACGAUCGGGAAAUUCCUCUGCGGCCUAGCGGAGAUGUCCUUUUUAUUGCUGCUCGUGUUGUUGGCCAAGGGCUACACGAUAACGAGGGGGCGACUCAAAGUCGGCUUCACCGUUAAACUGACCGUCUUUAUGUGUUGCUAUCUGGUCACAUACGUCGUUCUGUUCGUUUAUCAAGCCAAGGCAUUCGAUCCUGGCCAAGUCCUGUACUUAUACGAGAGUCCGGCUGGCUAUGGCGUUAUCGUUUUGCGUGUAAUUGGAUGGUGCGUUUUCGCUUAUUCAACAUUCUUCACGGUCAAGAAAUAUCCAGAAAAGAACAUGUUCUACUGUCCGUUCUUCAUAUGCGGGACACUCUGGUUUUACGCUGGCCCCUUAUUUAUUCUCACUGCGAAUUCUUAUAUUGAUAAAUGGGUGCGCGAGAGUGUAGUGAUCGCCGUACUGCUCUUCAUAACCUUCAGUGGACACAUCAUGUUUUUGUUACUCACGUUACCGGUAUUCGCCAACAAAAACUUUCCAUAUCACGUUCGAACGACGCAAAUCGGAGUUAUGGAGGUAACUAGAAGCUCAGCUUUAGACAGCUUCGGGAGGAAUCCUUACGAGCCGAACGGAGCGCCGCAAACCGUGAUCAUUCCGCUGACCAGAAGAACUGAAGAACUAAUAGGAAGUAUGUACAGUCAGUACGUGGCAUCAGCGCCACCGUUGUCCCUCGAGCACGACCCUCCGAAGAUUAACGGUUUUUCGAAAACCGUCGAAGCGAAAACAUUGCUACCCCAAGAGAGCACAGAGACCAACUCUUCAGAUGACAUACGACCUUUUGUCUCCAAAGGAAUAUUCACUGUUGAAAGUCAAAUUUCGAGAAUGGAACCGGCUGUGUUGCCAAUCGAAAACAAUUCUACUGUUUCGUUACAAAAAUUGCAAAGUAAUAAAACUGACGGUUUAAUUCAUGAAGAUGAAAAUAAAAUUGGAACGACGGCUGUUCUUAAUUCGACUAAAUCGAUAGAAAGCCUUUCAAUAAAUUCGAAUAAUGAUCAAUCUAGGGGUGAUUUGCCAAGCAUCACGAGGUCUAGGAGGAAUAUUUUAGAGCCCAUCAAAAGAGAAGAUCCAUCAGUACCGUCUUGGUCGUUGGCUAAAGGACCUUGUGUUGUUGCAAUGCAGAAGAAAAAAAGUAUUGAAAGAGAUGAUUCAAUAGAACUCAAUGGCGUAACGAACGGUAAGAAAGUACCAACAGUGCGGAAUGGGUUGCCGAGUUCGGGCGAAAUUUCUACCAUACACGAGGGUCACGUGCAAAGCUACCAAAACAUUGUCAGUAAAGCUACCAUGGAUCUCUUUAAUGCUAAUAGUAAUAAGGAUUGAGUGUGCAUUUAGAUAUAUUUUAAAUUGAUUUUGUGAAUGCUCUGAUAUGUAGUUUUGAAGAUAUGAAGCAACCGAUAAUUCUCCUGGGAGGUUUGAAUGCAAUCAUCAAAUCUGAAAAUCUUUGAAUAUUAUAUCGGUUCUUUUUAAAUAACUUCAAAAUUCCUAAAACUACUUAUGAUAUUCGUGUGUAAUGGUUAGAUUUAAUCGAUAAGUUGUACAGUGUAACCCAACUCAAUGAUGCUUUACGUGAGCGCAAAUAUUUGUAAAACCGCAAUGUAUAGCAAAGGCCCGUGAUGGCGUCGACCCCGCGCGCCAUUGACCUUGUAGUACAUUGCGUGCUCAAAUAACAUCAAUCCGUGUGCAGUUCACCUGUUUUUUGAAAGGGUUUCCCUGCACUUAGCAUUUAUAUUUACAGUAUAAAAAUAAGUUCUGUAAAUGUAAUUGAUAGCGAUUUACUAGUCAUUUUUGCAAUUUUCAGUGUGAUAUUAUUCUAGUCGUUUAAAUACUCGUAAAAUAUAUGAUUAGUACAUUAUAUAAAUUGUUUUAUUAUGUAAAUUUCAUUAACGAUGCCAAUCAAGAAACAAUUAUCAUCGUCGUCAUAAUUCGUAUUAAAGUUUAGCUCCCUAAUUAAUUACAAUGAAAUUUUCUUGAUUUAUUAUUUCAAAAUUAUUAGGUAUUUCCUUUAUCAAUCAUAAUGCUUUUGAAAUAUUCUAUAUCCUAAUAUUAUAAUCCUA
Molecule: messenger RNA, 3373 nt
Organism: Bombyx mandarina (wild silkworm)
Lineage: Eukaryota; Metazoa; Arthropoda; Insecta; Lepidoptera; Bombycidae
Product: transmembrane protein 145
Biological process (GO): G protein-coupled receptor signaling pathway; response to pheromone
Source: RefSeq, a predicted model, not a curated record